Phragmites australis (common reed) is the source of this 1271-nucleotide messenger RNA. RefSeq names its product protein FEZ-like. Gene Ontology annotation, molecular function: DNA binding. Bases 118 to 1242 code for a protein of 374 amino acids. NCBI's taxonomy places the organism in Eukaryota, Viridiplantae, Streptophyta, Magnoliopsida, Poales, Poaceae. The record is from RefSeq and is a predicted model, not a curated record. The transcript has 3 exons. Gene Ontology annotation, biological process: regulation of DNA-templated transcription.
UCAGCAGCUCCAUCCCUGAAAGCCAUUCACUAGAUACGGCAUAAUUAGAACAAGAGUAGACUUUCUAAGUUUGUAACCAGCAGCAAGCAGGCUUCAAGCUUCAUCCCUUUGUAAGAUAUGGAGAGAAAUGAUAUCGAUAUGGACAAGUCAGAUGAGAUCCUCAUGCCCGGUUUCCGGUUUCAUCCGACCGAUGAAGAACUUGUUAGUUUCUACCUCAAGAGGAAGAUCCAGCAAAAGCAUAUCUCCAUUGAGCUCAUCAGGCCGCUGGACAUCUACAAGUAUGAUCCAUGGGAUCUCCCAAAGCUUGCGAGCACCGGUGAGAAAGAGUGGUACUUCUACUGCCCAAGGGACCGGAAAUACCGCAACAGCGUGAGACCGAACAGAGUCACAGCAGCUGGAUUCUGGAAGGCCACAGGGACAGACAGGCCAAUCUACUCCACUGAGGGCACCAAGUGCAUAGGCCUGAAGAAGUCUCUUGUCUUCUACAAAGGAAGAGCAGCAAGAGGGAUGAAAACUGACUGGAUGAUGCAUGAGUUCAGGCUCCCUUCGCUCACCGACCCCUCGAUUCCCAAGCUACCGAUCGACAAGACCAUUCCACUCAACGACUCAUGGACUAUCUGUAGGAUCUUCAAGAAGACCAGUUCCAUGGCGCAGAGGGCGUUGUCGCACACCUGGGGGCCUCCAUUCCCUGGGGCAACUGAGGCAGAGAUGUUCUCUGCGUUGCAGUCAGUACAAGCUUCAGACUUUGCUCUGGAGAGCUCCUCUUGCUCACUGCAAGUUGCACCACCUGCAACUGCAAGUCAGUUCACCAGCAGACAUGGCUUGCAAAGUCAGCAGCAGCAGCAGAAGGUGAACAACCCAUCUCUAGAGGGCUCUUCAUGCAAGCUCAUAAACUUCACCUGCAGCCCAUCUCUGGAACCCCAGAACUGCCCAAUCAUCUACCCUUUCGAAGCGCAAACAUCGCAGAAGACCGCAGGCGCCGUACCGCUUUUUUUCAGCGCGCAGCCUGAUCAUCAGCUCAGUGGAUUCGUAGUCGAUUCUUCUGCAGAUGUCAAUGGAGGCAUCGGUACCACAGGAAAGCCUGGUAACAGCUUCGGCAUGAACAACAGUGAGUGGGAAGCUGUGGGGAGGAUCAACUUCCCUUUCGAUCUCGGUACGGAUUCUUCGGAGGAGUGGAGGUGCAACAUACUUUGGGAGUCCUUCCUGAGCCCAGCUGCUGUCCAGACUGAGCUGCCACGUUAGACCAUCCUCAGCCAUUUCUCUUUCAUUUC